Molecule: messenger RNA, 670 nt
Organism: Saccostrea cuccullata (small rock oyster)
Lineage: Eukaryota; Metazoa; Mollusca; Bivalvia; Ostreida; Ostreidae
Exons: 5
Source: RefSeq, a predicted model, not a curated record
AUGUCGGUGGUGUGGUCAUCCACUAUAGAUUGGCGUGAUAUAUGUUUAAAGCCUAAGUUAGAAGGAACAAAGUCCGUUACGAGUGCUCUUCGAAAAGCUGUUCAUUGUAAUUCGUUUUGCUCUUGGUCGGCUAGAACGAUAGUCCCUGUCGAAAAUUGUCCCAAGAAUGAAAAAAGUACCAGUAUUCGCGCACAUAUCAAAGCAUGUGAACGUCUUGCAGAUGUGCAGAAUUGUACAACACCAUCCAAAUUUAAGUACCAUUGUUUGUCUACACAGACACCUGGUAUAUUAGUAGAAAUAUGCGCUGCUGAAAUGGAUAUAAAUGGUGUAUGCAUGAUAUAUAACACUGCCCUGGGAAGACUACAAACAUAUGAUAAUGUGAACUGUAAAGAUAUCAUUCCUAAAUGUCCUGAUAAUUAUUUGUCUACAGUUGCGCACCUCUAUGCACCUUGCUACCAAUUCGUGGAUAUCUUUAACUUUACAAGAGGAAAUAAAAGAAAUAGAACAAUCGUUGGAGAGAAAGAAAAAAUUACAUUUCACGGCAUUACGUAUCUUGCCAUUGGAAUAACUGGUAUUGUUAUGUUUGGUACGUUAGUGAUUGGUAUGAUUAUUCUAAGGACAGUGAAACAUAGAGGACGGGGAAAACGAAAAUGGAGAAGAAACAAAUCAG